Messenger RNA from Perca flavescens (yellow perch), 832 nucleotides. Its product is annotated as permeability factor 2. The record is from RefSeq and is a predicted model, not a curated record. Gene Ontology annotation, cellular component: extracellular region. The transcript has 3 exons. Gene Ontology annotation, molecular function: chemokine activity. NCBI's taxonomy places the organism in Eukaryota, Metazoa, Chordata, Actinopteri, Perciformes, Percidae. Gene Ontology annotation, biological process: chemotaxis; immune response; defense response. Bases 109 to 489 code for a protein of 126 amino acids.
UCAGCAGAGUCCUUGUCGCCUCUAUUGUGGUGCUUCUGGCCUUCCUGGCUGUCAGUGAAGGUAAGAAUGUUUUUGUAAAUCAAUAAUUGAAUGUAACAAUAUUGAGCUAUGCUGUUGAUCAAGUUACUAUAUUCAGUUUUGCAUUUGAACUGUCACUGCUGUGCAUAUUCUGCUGUCCUCUUUUCCUCAAUGCAUCAGAGCUAUCAACACAAACUAUUGCACUUUGUGACCAUAUGUGACUCCUGUGUCCUAACAGCGAUGAGUCUGAGAAGCCCGGGAGUGGAGCUACACUGCCGCUGCAUCCAGACAGAGAGCCAACCCAUCGGCCGCCACAUCGAGAAGGUGGAAUUGAUUCCUGCCAACUCCCAUUGCGAAGAGACUGAGAUCAUUGCCACUCUGAAAAAGACAGGCAAAGAGGUUUGCCUGGACCCUGAAGCUCCCUGGGUGAAGAGAGUGAUUAAUAAGAUCCUGUCCAACAGAAGACGCUGAACAGACCAGGAGAGAUGUGCUUCAUGAGUCCGAGCCUUUUAAAAACAAAUGAAAAGUACCAGAAAGAUUUGUUCUCAUCACACUGAUCUCAUUUUAAUACCAGAAGAUUGCCUAAUGUCCUGAUUUUCAAAAUGUUGAAAAUGACAAUUUACCCAUUAAGGUUAUGUUUGUAUCAAACGUGUUAUUUAUUAACAAGUAUGUGUUUAUUUGUAAUGUCACUUGUGUGUGUUGUAGCCAAUUACUCUCUGAUGUCAUUUGGCUGCUUUAUUGUUAUCUUGUCUAAAACUAAUGAGUUCAACAUAUUUAUUGAUGUAUUUAUGGAAUUUAAAUGUAUCGGGAUUUA